CUCCUGAAUUGAUCGAACACUGGUCUAUAGGACGAUUUCCGGUGAAUCUCUGGGCACGUCACUUCCGGUGGUGAUUGUGCUGGCAGCUGGGUAGACAUGGCAGCUUUUUCAGGUAUGUAUGCAGAGGCCUUCCAAGCAUGGGGACGUGCUGGCUCUGGAGCAUUAAUAAUAACAGCACAGUAUACUGUAAUAAUGCCAGAUACAGGGGUUACUGCCUCUAGCAGAUAUAUAUAUAUAUAUAUAUAUAUAUAUUAGUAAUUAAUAACCUUUCAUGCUCCAGCUGGGAUGAGUUCUGCUUCUCAUCAUGCUCAGCCAGCCAUUUGGCUGAGAAUAAUAAUAUUAGAAAUCCAAAGCAGACACCUGGAUCUGGAACAUGGCAAUGGACCACCUGCCCUGUUUCCUCCAUUUGUGGGUUAGGGCAGCAUUAUGUGUGUUAUGCAAUUACAUUAAAUUAAUUUGCAUUUUAAAGGCAUUAAAUACAUGUUAAUAGAUGUAAGGAAUGUCCAGUUCCUCAUUUAUAUAUUUAAGACCCCUUAGCUAACCUCUAGUAUAAUCUUUAAAAUGUAAAGAAGAAGAAGAAGAAUAUUUGUUUUAGUAGGAAUCCAUUGGAUUUGUUUAAUGAUAUAUAAGUGGUUCCAAAACAUUGUUGGGGCAAGGUGGUAAGCGUUUACAAUGCACACCUAUUUGUUGAGUUUAAUUAUUAGGGACAGGCAACAGAUAAACUUGCACUAGUAAGUCUUAAUUACCUGCUGGGAGUCACGGUUUUAAUGCUGACAUGUAUUUAAAAUGCAUACAGACUGAAUGUAAAGAGACACUAUAGUCUCCAAAACUGCUUUAGCUUAAUGAAGCAGUUCUGGUGUACAGGUCAUCACUCUGAAGUCUCGUUGCGCUAUUCCCUACCAUUUAGGAGUUAAAUCACUUUUGUUUCUGUUUUAUACAGUUCUAGCCGCACCUCUCCUGGCUGUGACUGACACCGUCUGCAUGCGAAAGUAAAUGGUUAUAAUUUCCAUCAGGUGUUCACUUAAUUUAGAAGGAUUAUCUUCUGCUCUGUAAAUUGAAGUUUAAUCACACACAGAAGUCUCUUGCAGUGUCUAGCAGGCUAUUAACAGAGCAGUAGAUAAGAAAUUAGAAACGAAACAGUAAUUGCAAUAAAAGGUAGUGUAAACUUUAGACGACUCUUUACUCAAAGUGUUUAGAACGGAUAUGCAAGUCACGUGCAGGGAGGUGUGACUGGGACUGCAUAAAUAACGCAAUUUAACUCCUAAAUGGGAGAGAAUUGAGCAGUGAGACUGCAGUGGCAUGCUCUACACACCAAAACUGCUUCAAUAAGCUUAAAUUAUUUUGGUGACUACAGUAUAAUUGAAAUCCUGAAAAAUCAAGGUUUUAUGGCACAUGUUGAGUUGGUUUGUGCCACACCAGUGGAGUGCUGGUUGAAAACUACUGGUAUAUAUUAUAUGUUUAGCAUUCAUAGUCCAUUUAAAAAAAACAGGACACAUUUAUAUGUGCAAAAUAAAAUCUUAGUAACAAAUUAUUGGAAGCAAGUGUUAAAAUUCACAGUAUUCAAUCACAGAGAUAAUAUGAAACAAAAUAUUGAAUCUGCAAGUGACAAGUUUGUGGUCAGUCCUGUUCAAUUUGCUAGAUGAUACAGACUAACAGAACACAUCUGUUUGCCACUAAAAUAAAAUUAAAAUACAUUAUUUACCCAAUUGUUUUGACUAAUAACAUCUGAUGUUUUGGGAAAGUUACAGAAUGUUUGUUCAAUGAAGUGAUCUGGGUGCCAGGUCCCUCAGGUUUUAACCCUUCAGAUGCAAACAUAGCAGUUUCAAAGAAACUGCUAUGUUUACAUUUGGGGUUACGCCAGCCUCUAGUGGCUGACAUCCAGACCCUCAGGGCACUAUAGUGUCAUGAAAACCGCUUUGUUUUCCUGAGACUAUAGUGAUCCUUUAAAAAAAUCACUAUAGUGAUCCUUUUUUUUUUAAUUGUUGUUUAAUGUAAGAUGGCAUUAUUAUGUAGCUACAUAAUAGAACAGAGUUACAAACUAAUGGGCUUUUAAGCUUUAGAAAAAAAUAUAAUACACUCUAUGCAUAUAUUUUGCAGACCAUUAGGAGACUGCUUGGAAGGAGGGGAAUGCAAUGUAAAGAAUUGAUGCUAGAGGAGGCAGUUAUUUACCUUGAGGAAUUCGUUUUGUAAUUUAAAUACUAGUUUCCCAGAUUAACUGACCUUUUUUGUUUGGUUUUGCAGAGAUGGGUGUGAUGCCUGAGAUUGCUCAGGCUGUGGAGGAAAUGGAUUGGCUGUAAGUAUACAGUGUGUCAUGACAAACAUUAUACUACAUGCAGUAUAAUUAGUAGCAAAUUCUAUGGCAGACAAUUGCUGAUUAAAAUAGCCAGACUGGAUUUAUUUUCUUUGGGUUUUUUGGCUUUAAAGCAACACUAAAGUCACCAGAACCACUUCAACGUAAUGUAGUGGUUGUGGUGUCAAUAGCAUAUCCCUGCACUCUUUUCAGUGUAAACACAGGUUUUUCAGACAGCCACUAGACCAGGGCUCAACAAAUCCCAGGCGCCAGAUCGCCACGGCGACUAGAAAUGUCGCCCUGGCGUUUGGGAUUUGCCAAUUCUGUAGUUAGUGAGCUUUGACGACGGCCGUCAUGGGAAAUAUUGGAGGCGGCCGCCCGCCACCCCGCGGGUAUUUGGAGGUGGCACGUGAGGGAGCAGUACUCUGUUUGCAGCUGCUCCCUCGCGCUGUGUAAUGAUGCCGGGAGCCAGAAUAUGACGUCAUCCCAGCCCCGGCAUCAUUACACAGCGUGAGGCAGAGUACUGCUCCUUCGCAUACAGGAAGAGUGCAGCCCCAUUGAACCCCAGGAAAGACCCACUCAGCUCUCCCAAAGGUAGGGAGGCUGAGUGGGUUUCAAUUAAAACAAAAAGUGUUUGUGUUUGUGAGAGAGCCUGUCCGUGUGUGUUUGUGAGAGAGCCUGUCCGUGUGUGUUUGUGAGAGAGCCUGUCCGUGUGUGUUUGUGAGAGAGCCUGUCCGUGUGUGUUUGUGAGAGAGCCUGUCCGUGUGUGUUUGUGAGAGAGCCUGUCCGUGUGUGUUUGUGAGAGAGCCUGUCUGUGUGUGUUUGUGAGAGAGCCUGUCCGUGUGUGUUUGUGAGAGAGCCUGUCCGUGUGUGUUUGUGAGAGAGAGCCUGUCCGUGUGUGUUUGUGAGAGAGCCUGUCAGUGUGUGUUUGUGAGAGAGCCUGUCAUAGUGUGUGUGUGUGUGUGUUUGUGAGAGCCUGUCAUAGUGUGUGUGUGUGUUUGUGAGCAAGAGCCUGUCAUAGUGUGUGUGUGAGCAAGAGCCUGUCAAGAGUGUGUGCAAGCCUGUUCUCAGCGUGUGAGUGUGUGUGAGCCUGUCAGUGUCUGUGUGUGCUGUCGGAGUGAGCGAGCCUGUCUGAGUGUCUGUCUGUGUGUGUGUGAGAGCGAGAGGCUGUCAAGAGAGUGUGAGUGAGCGCCUGUCAGAGUUUGUGUGUGCUUGUCUGUCAGUGUCUGUGUGCGAGCCUGUCAAAGUGUGUGCGUGCAAACCUGUUGUCAGCAUGACUGUGUAUGUGAGCCUUUCAGAGUAUGUGUGCCUGUCAGUGUGCGCGCGCACGCAUUUAGGUACCUGCCCCCUCCAAUUGCAUGAGGAAGGUGUUAACUCACCUUUGUUCCCAUUUUCCCACGCUGUGCCAGUUUCACCAUGGCUGAUAUGAUCAAUCUUUAUGAUCUCAGCUAAGCCAAUGCUUUCCCUUGAAAAUGACUGGCUCCUAACUUUUUUAGCUGGCUCCUAUAUUCCAGACAAAUUUGUCAAGCCCUGCACUAGACUGUGCUUCCUGCAGCACUGACGGUCAACUGCUUCAAUGCAUCUCUAUGAUGAGAUGCUGAUUGGCGUUUUAGCAUCUAGCCUGCCUUGUGCAACUGCCUCCCAAUGCGCUGUGCUGAGUAUAAUAUUUUUUCAAAGGGAGCCACAGGGUCCGGAAACAAACUAUGAUACAUGCUUGUGUUCCUGACUCUAGUGUUGCUUUAAGUUAAUUACCUUUAGUUUGUGUUGCUUGUGCAACAAAUUCUAAUGUUCAGAACAUGUAUGACUUUGAAGUUAAACUGUGAAUUAAAUUUCAGUUGCUGCAAGUUUUUUUUUUUUUUUUUUUUUUAAAUUUUUUCAUCAAGGUAUAAGUAAUUUGAUUGAAAAAAUAUAUAAACAUUGUACAAACUCAUUUUCUUAAAUUCUUUACUUUUUCUGUUCUCGACAGUCUUCCUACGGAUAUUCAAGCAGAAUCUAUCCCACUAAUCUUAGGUGGUGGGGAUGUGCUCAUGGUAAGUUCCAUUUUAGUUAACAAAAUUUGUGCUUCUGAGCUUUCUCUAAAACAAAGCCUUUAAUAAACAAAUUUUGCUACCAACAUACAACUACAUUUGUAAGACUCUGUGCUCACUCUGAAACUAGAGAGCAUGAACCUUGUCAUUUGGGACUUGCUUUUUGCAGCUUAGUGUUGUUUUGAGAGGCAGAUGAAGCAGUUGAUUACCUGUCCUCUGAAUGCUGGCAGCAACUAGUUGGUCCCAUUCUCCUGAUAUAACUGUAGGAGAGACAGAAGGUUAAGGCUAGUAUACCACUCAACAGACCUCUUUUGGACCUACUUCUGGAAUAUCUGGACUAGACGGAAUAGUGUCCAAAGGCAAGGUGGCCUUCUACUUUAUCCACAGCCCAUCAAUGUAUGGCAUUCGGUCCCUCUUGAUGUUUUCUACCUGCCUCCAAUCAGGCCCCCAAUUAGAGUAUUGGUUAAGUGCCAUGGUCUGUUCCAGGGUCUUGACCUUGUCAAGACAGUUGCCAUCAGUAUUAGGCUAUGUUUUUGCAGUCUGAUUGCAUUGUUUGUUCUCUUUCUUUAGUUUUCUUUUGCUUAUCCUUCUGCUUUUAUUAUUGAAUGGCUAAGCAUGGUCUUUCCCCCACUUUUAUAGCUUUCCAUGUGAGCCAGUCGAUUUUUAUUGCUAUAUACCAUGUAUAGAUGUCAUUCAACUUCCAUGCUACUCUUUUUAAUUUUUCUAUAAAGUCAAGGUAUACAUGUUGCUGCUGAGAACUUACUGUUCACAUUGCUUUUUUAUGCACAAAUAUGUCUUUAAUAAACAAUUUAUAUUAAUACAUUUAUGGUGGAGUGUUGAUGCAGUCUAUACGUGGGUGAAUAGUGCAGUGGUACACGAUGCAAGUGAAUUGGCACUCAGAUUUGGCACCUUGUGUGUUGGGUUUCUGUUAAGUGAUGUUGAAGGGUGUUAGCACCAGGAUGGUGCAGUUCAUGGUGGGAAUUGGGUGCACUGUUGGUGGUAGGAGUUAUUGUAUCUUGGUGCUGUUAGGAGCAGUGCCUAAUAUUUGUUUAAUGAGAUUGCUGAGGAUGGGCCUGUGAAAGAAAAGAUGACAAAUUUUAAACCUUUUUCUUACCCAUUUCUUGUAGGCUGCAGAGACCGGAAGUGGAAAGACAGGGGUGAGUAAAUGUACAAGUGACUUGCAUUGCCUAUUCAAACGUCUCCACUUGUGCCUUUUCUGGUGUUAACUAUAUCAAUGUUCUAGAAAUAAACAAACGUCUAUAAGAUAUAUUGAUGUUAAAUGGACAUUCUUGCAAUGAAAACAGUGCCUUUUUUGAGGACUUGCUCUGUUUACAUUUUACAUUCCACCCACUUCUGCUAGCAGCUGCCAGGCAAACUCUGGACUAAAAUAGAUUCAGUAAUUAAAUCUAUUUUAUAUCUGAGGUCAGCUUGCAAAGGGUGCUGACACCGGCCCUUGUGUGUACAUCACGUAAUUCUCUAUGAAGGAUUUGAUUGGACACAGAUUAUCACAAUUGAUCAUCUCACAGUAGCAUUCACUUUUAUUAGCCAUGUAUUAGUAGGUCUCUUCACAUUUGUGGUUUUUUUUAUUACUCUUGUUUAGGCUUUUAGCAUCCCUGUUAUCCAGAUUGUGUAUGAAACACUGAAAGAUCACCAGGAAGGGAAAAAGGGAAAAGCUUCUAUUAAAACUGGCAGCACAGGUAACACCAAUUUCACAGGGAGUACACUUACUAUGUGUUUAUAUCUGUUUAUAGUAUAUACUGAAUAGGUACAUGUUUUUCUGAUUAGUAAAAGAAAUACAAAUAACAUCCUAUUGAAAGGGAAAGUACAAUUAAGGUUGGUUUCAUAUCAGUCUUGUUAACCCGUGAAUGAAGUCAUAACUACAAUUAAUCGAUUUCCCUGACGUGGGAGUGAGAGGGGACCUGCAGUGCAAGGAAAGCAGAUUGUUUUCCUGGCACUUGAGUUUCCCUUUAACAAAAUAUUCCAGAGUAAUCCUCCGAAUUGCUGGAGAUGCUUUCAUCCGGAUGGUUAAAUGGUGCAUAUUUGGUGGAACUGUCCAAGAAUUAGACCACUGUGGGACCUUUCUUUUGAUUUAAUUAAUAAGAUAGGAGGUAUAUUCCUGGCGAAUAAACCUGAAAUAGCCUUAUUACACCUGUAUGGAAUAAAGCCUGACAGGAAAAUAGAGAUUCUGAUAAUUCACUGUCUUAUGGCAACUAAAUUGUUAAUUGUUAGGGGAUGGAAAAAAACUGCUAUACCAAAUAAGCUUCAACUUAAGGCCCAAUUGAUAAAGCAGUUCGAGAUGGAACUGGGAGUGAUUUUAUCCAAUCCCUAUGCAAAUUGUAAAACUACAGGUAUAGAUCCAAUUCUCAUUGCAGAUAUUAAACGGUUCUAAGAUAAAUCAUGUGUAAGGGAACUAUUGAGUUCAGAACUUUAUCCCUGCCUGACCUUGCCACUGAAAGUGCUGAAUUAGCAAAUAUCAAAAUGCAUUUCACAUCUGAGAAAGACCAAAUCCUUUUAGAAUGUUCGUAUUGUUAGGAUGUGUGAUAGCCAAACUGUAUGAAUUUUUAAUUUUUUUAAUUUUUUUUAAAAUGAAAUACGUGGGAAAUAGCGAAUUAAUUUUUGUCUACUAUUGUAGUAUGUAUAGAUAUAAAGCUGCUUCUAGUUCUACUGUUAAAUCUGUCAAUAUUAGUUGGAUACUUGUAAUUUUUUUUACAUUUUUGGCUAUUGUUUGUCUUGGGCUUCUACAGGAGCAAGUAUAUUUGUAUAUAUGUUUUAUUGGGGGGAAAAAACACUUCUAGGAUUUGUUGUUGCUACAAUCUUACUUUUUCACCUUUUGACAUUACUUUUUUUUUUUUUUAGUCCUGAAUAAAUGGCAGAUGAACCCAUAUGACAGAGGUUCAGCCUUUGGUAAGUGCCCUUUAUUUAGCUUGUAUCUAUUUUCUUUUUUUCUUUCAAUGUUUACACGUUUGUUACAUUUUUCAAAACUUUUAUAAUAUUAAAAUUUUGUUUAUUUCUGUGAAUUAUUGACCAGAGUAUCUAACACAAUUUACUUCUGUUUAGCUAUUGGGGCUGAUGGCUUCCUUUGCCAAAGCAGAGAAAUAAAAGAAUGGCACGGAUGCAGAUCCACACGAGGUGUUAAUAAAGGUAAAUUCAUAUUUGCUCAAAAUGAUUGAAAACAAGAACCAACUUUGGAAUGUGAAAUCCUUGCAAGACAGAAAAAUGUAUUUCCUUUGUAUUGUUUGUCAAAGUAUGCAGCAGUACCUGAAGUGGUAUUUGUGCAAAUGUUUAGGUCAAAUUAGAUCAGGUAUAAAAAAAACAAACAAAAAAAUAACACAGAUUGUGAAAAAAGAAUGCUAAAGGUGAGUACUCACUUUAUGAGCGAAAACAUGGUAAUUAUGUCUAGAGUGGGUUUCUGUGCUUAGUAAAAUACUUGAAAAAUCAAGUCAUGAAUUUUCCUGAGUAGUUUUCUCUUUUUCAUGCCAAAGGCACACGUUCUUUGAGAACAAAAACAGCACUGAAGCUGCCUAGACAUUUCUCAGGAAAAUUAAAAUAAAAAACUAAAAAACAUGUACAGUAGUGUAAAGACCCAAAUGUAAUUUUCUACUGAUGGGUUGAAACCAUCACUUACAUCCUGGAUGAAAUUGGAAAUGAGCUGUGUGGGGAAAAGGUUUAAAAAUAUCAGGAAGUAUUUCUUUACUGAGAGGGUAGUGGAUGCAUGGAACAGCCUUCCAGCUGAAGUGGUAGAGGUUAACACAGUAAAGGAGUUUAAGCAUGCGUGGGAUAGGCAUAAGACUAUCCUAACUAUAAGAUAAGGCCAGGGACUAAUGAAAGUAUUUAGAAAAUUAGGCAGACUAGAUGGGCCGAAUGGUUCUUAUCUGCCGUCACAUUCUAGGUUUCCAUGCUCACUUUAAUAUCCACAUCGUUGAAUCUGUUCUAUGUGCAUACCUUUCUUAAAAGUCAUGGAAAAGUGAGCAAAAACCUCUGUUUGCUCAAAGCAAAAUUCCACUUAUUUCUCACAAUUUAUCAUGAACAGGGCACGUAAAAUACUUGAAUAAUUAAACCAUGAGUUUUCCGGGGGUAGUUUUCUCUUAUUUUUCAUGCCCAAGGCACACAUUCUUUAAGACCAAAUGGCACUGGAGCUGCCUAGACAUUUCUCAAGAGGAAAAAAAAAAAAAAAAUACAAUAGUGUAAAGACCCCAAUGUAAUCUCCUGCUGUAUCAAGUUUCUACUGAUAGGUUGAAACCAUCACUUACAUCCUGGAUGAAAUUGGAAAUGAGCUCUAUGCUUGCUUUAAUAUCCACACCGUUGAAGCUGUUUUGUGUGCAUACCCUUCAUAAAAGUCACGGAAACAUGCUCAAAGCAAAAUUCCACUUAUUUCUCACAAUUUAUCGUGAAAAGGGCACUUUUUUUUUUUUUUAUGGACAUUGCAUGUAAAUCGCAAGUAAAUUACUUGCAAAUAUAAGUUGCAAAUAAAGUCCAUGAUACAGCUGCACGGAGAUUGCAUAAUCCAUGGUAUUUGCUACCAGAUCUAAAUCGUAGGUAAAUAUAAAUGUUUCAUACAGAAAUGGACACUUUUACCAUGGCCACGAUUUAAUAGUUUUGGAUAGACUUUUAAAGUAAUUUAAUAUUAUGAAAAAUAUAAAAAUGUUGAUAUCUUUUGAUAUAUUUACUUUUUUUCAUAUCUGUGUGUGUGUAUAUACACUGCUCAAAAAAAUAAAGGGAACACUUAAACAACACAAUGUAACUCCAAGUCAAUCACACUUAGGAAGCAACACUGAGUGACAAUCAAUUUCACAUGCUGUUGUGCAAAUGGGAUAGACAACAGGUGGAAAUUAUAUGCAAUUAGCAGACACCCCCAAUAAAGGAGUGGUUCUGCAGGUGGUGACCACAGGCCACUUCUCAGUUCCUAUGCUUCCUGGCUGAUGACUUGGUCACUUUUGAAUGCUGGCGGUGCUUUCACUCUAGUGGUAGCAUGAGACUGAGUCUACAACCCACACAAGUGGCUCAGAUAGUGCAGCUCAUCCAGGAUGGCACAUCAAUGCGAGCUGUGGCAAGAAGGUUUGCUGUGUCUGUCAGCAUAGUGUCCAGAGCAUGGAGGCGCUACCAGGAGACAGGUUAGUAUGUCAGGAGAGGUGGAGGAGGCCAUAGGAGGGCAACAACCCAGCAGCAGGACCGCUACCUCUGCCUUUGAGCAAGGAGGAACAGGAGGAGCACUGCCAGAGCCUUGCAAAAUGACCUCCAGCAGGCCACAAAUGUGUGUCUGCUCAAACGGUCAGAAACCGACUCCAUGAGGGUGGUAUGAGUGCCCGACGUCCACAGGUGGGGGUUGUGCUUACAGCCCAACACCGUGCAGGACAUUUGGCAUUUGCCAGAGAACACCAAGAUUGGCAAAUUCGCCACUUGCGCCCUGUGCCCUUCACAGAUGAAAGCAGGUUCACACUGAGCACAUGUGACAGACAUGACAGUCUGGAGACGCCGUGGAGAACGUUCUGCUGCCUGCAACAUCCUCCAGCAUGAACGGUUUGGCAGUGGGUCAGUAAUGGUGUGGAGUGGCAUUUCUUUGGGGGGCCACACAGCCCUCCAUGUGCUCGCCAUAGGUAGCCUGACUGCCAUUAGGAGAUGAGAUCCUCAGACCCCUUGUGAGACCAUAUGCUGGCGCGGUUGGCCCUGGGUUCCUCCUAAUUCAAGACAAUGCUAGACCCCAUCCACCAACGUCACGUUGCACCAAAGACAGUCAGGAGUUGGCAGAUGCUUUAGUCCAGGUCUGGGAGGAGAUCCCUCAGGAGACCAUCCACCACCUCAUCAGGAGAAUGCACAGGCGUUGUAGGGAGGUCAUACAGGCACGUGGAGGCCACACACACUACUGAGCUUCAUUCUGACUUGUUUUAAGGAAUAUAUAUAUAUAUAUAUAUAUAUAUAUAUAUAUAUAAUUAAAAAAAAAAAAAUUUUUAAUAUUUUUAAUAUAAUUUGAAAAGCUUAAACAAUAAUAUUUAUAUCGGGGCUUGACUUCUAAGCAGCAUGGUGUAAUGGCACUAGUGAGUUAAAACCUAGCAGGAAACAUUCUGGGUGUGCAUAAUCCAGAGGGCAAACUACUAAGCUAUUAGUUGUUCGCUCUGUUUGUGGUGUGGGAGCUCCUCACUGUUAUAAAGUUAUUGCAAUAUUAUAUUUUUCGAACGAGUCUCUAAUAUGAACAUGCCAUCUCUACUCCUUUAACAGGAAAGUACUACUAUGAAGUUCAUUGUCACGAUCAGGGCUUGUGCCGGGUUGGAUGGUCUGUGUCACAAGCUUCCUUAGACCUUGGUAAGUUUCUCGUUUGUAUAGUACGAUAUAUUAUUUGUUUAGGUUACCUUGAUGCUAGAGGCAUAAUACAAUUAUGUAUCUGCACUUUCUUGCGUUGUCAUAUAUAUUUUUUUUUUCUUCAUACUUUCAUCUUUUUGUUUCACUUCAAUAGUUAUCUGUUUACUCUUCUUUAAACAUACUUAUAAAUGAAUUGAUAGUAUAAUAUUUACCUAAAAAUGUAUUAUAAUAUUAACAGGUUCUUUUCUGAUCCUAGUUUAGUAAUUAAGCCGUAUUCUGUGUUUCUUCCUCCUUCCUUUCAAGUGUUGAUAGUUUGUUUUUGUUUUUUCUCUGAUGGGUGGUGCUAAUUCCCUAGAGCACUGUCUUAUAGAGAUACCUUCUGCCUAAUUGACAUAGGCUUUGUAUUUCUAUGGCACACUCUGUUUUUUACUGCAAGGUAGGGAAAAACUGCCAUCAUUCAUUCAACAUUGUAUCUUUAUAGAUAUUACACCAUACGGAAUAUAAAAUGCAGAACAGCCGCCACAUUGGCCAUACCAUCAAGUGGUGGCAGAGCCAUGGGUGCCUAGGGAUAUAAUUCACUGUCAAACUGCUGAAGUUUGGUUUGACACUUAAUAGUUGUACACCGACAGAGGACUCCAGCCUGCAAAACCAAAAAUGAAAAUACUAUAGUUAUAAUGUAGUGCAUAUAGUGUCUAUUUUUUUUUAUUUAUUUUUUUACAAAUUUAGGUUUAUUUGGAAUAAUAACUUGGUUAUCAUUUCUUGUAGGAACGGACAAGUUUGGCUUCGGUUUUGGUGGGACUGGGAAAAAGUCUCAUAACAAGCAGUUUGACAAUUAUGGAGAGGUAAGUGUUUAGGACAUCAUUGUAAAUCGCUACCAUAGAAAGACAUGUAUAUGAAUCUCCUCUACAAUCAUGUCCCCUAUUAUUUAAUCUAUGAGCUCUCAGUUUAUUAAUGUAUUAUAAAGAUAAUGCUUUCAAAAAGAAUGUGCAGACCCCCACACACAAGGAAGAGACUCUUGUCCCAUAAAUCUCAGAACAGUAAGUAGUUUAUCCUGAAAACCCUUCCACUUAUUUUUUUAGAAUGUAAAAACGUCUCUGUAAACUGCAAGCAGCCAUGCUGGUGCUGAUAGCUAUUCACACAUAGCCUUUUGCCCAUCACAGAGUUAGAUUAAGGUACUUUUAAACAAGCUUGUAAUGAUGCUUAUAGUGACACUCUAACAUGUGAUGGGACUUCUCCAGUAGUGGACAUUUGUGUUAAUGAAAAUUGUAUAAAGAUGUCUGACGCUAUGAUAAUUCUUCGAGAGACUUGUUUCCCACUUGAGUACCUACACUAUCUUGUUUCUCUUCUAUUUCAGGAGUUUACAAUGCAUGACACUAUUGGCUGCUUCUUGGAUCUGGACAAUAACCAAGUAAAGUUUUCAAAAAAUGGUAAGCUAUGGAAUCCUCUAUAACUGUAGUAAAGCUUUAAGGUCUGUGCUUUUUUGUAAUACACGAUCUGUGCAUCUUGUUUAGGUAAGGACCUUGGUCUUGCAUUUGAAAUUCCUUCACAUCUAAAGAAUCAGGCUUUCUUUGCAUCCUGCGUUUUAAAGGUACACUUUGUUUCAUCUCUUUAGUUAUAAAAAAUAAAUAUAUAUAUAUAUAUAUAUAUAUAUAUAUAUAUAUAUAUAUAUAUAUAUAUAUAUAUAUAUAUAUAUAUAUAUAUAUAUAUAUAUAUAGUGUUUGAAAUGAACUUUAUACUACACUGUAUUUGUUGUUCAUAUUUAAGAAAAGGUGCUUUAAAAAUCAAAACAUGUAUUCCAAGUCUACCAUACUUCAGUUCAUUUAGAAUAGACAAGUUCAUUGCAAAUUGCAUUAUUAUUCAUCACACUUAAGUGCAGUCUCCCCUCCGCAGUAUGAAGAAUAAGAGAGGUAAUUGUUUCGGUUGUUUUUUUUUUUUUCCCCUUAAAUUCUACUAAUCACUGUCCUGCUGACCGACAUGAUCCUUAACUUACAAUUAUUUAAACCCUGAUAACCGCAAUAAAUGCACGUUAUGAGUUGUUUAUGUGAAUCUGUUUAAAAGGGUUUUCCAAGCUGUGAUCAGCUCUUCAAAUAAUAUUCAUAAAUACUUUGCUUUCCUCCCACCCCCCCGUGAUGUUGAAUCAAACCAGAAUUCUGUAGUAACCAUGUUUAUGCAUAUAUGUUGCAUGACCACAUUCACUAAUUUCUGACGCUUGUGCAUACAUCACUUGGAAUAACACAAUUGGAGGUAUCUCCUUAAUUAAAGAAGGUGAUAUGUCUUCUGUUCUGUGACAUGGCUGGUUACAUUCACUGCAGAAAUGCUAUAGAGGAAUCUUAAGGAACUACAGCUGUAUUCUCCUGAUGGUUCUCUUAACAGUUCCGUUGUGAAGUAAUUGAUAGGUGGCUAUUUUUUGUUUUGUGUUUCCCGCCUCCCUUCCCCAAAAAAAUCACAUCUGGCAUCUCUCAAAAAUAGCAUAUUCUAUGCAUGAUGCAUUUGGUAAAUCCUUGAACCUUUGUUAUAUGCAAUGUGCCCUUAACAAUGUUGAAAAUUGUGAUGCUAACAAUUCCACUUUAGAAUAUCUAUCUGUUCUCUAUGCUAAUUUCACACAUUUGUUAUAUUUGUUCUUUUAUUGUUUUUAAUUGGCUGGCAUUGUUAUUAGAAGUAGUCUUGGAACUCUUACUCCCUAAAUCCUUUAGGAAAUAACCCUGUAAGUUUCCAAUCAGGUGUUUUGCACUUUUUUGUUUUGUUUUUAGUUUACGUUAUAUGUAAGAGACAGUGAGGUGGUGUUAGGCUGCACAGCUAUUUCUGGUAACUGGUUCACGUUGGUUUCUCUAUUAAGCCAGGUACCUAUGAGCUAUUUCAUAAUUGUUCUCUUUCAGAAUGCUGAACUUAAAUUCAACUUCGGGGAUGAGGACUUUAAAUUCCCACCGAAAGAUGGCUUUGUUGCUCUUUGCAAAGCUGCUGAUGGUCAUGUGGUGAAAUCUCCAAACUCUGGUAUGUUCCUUUCUCAUUUUGUGUAUAUAGUAUUUGAGCUGCCGGGGGGGGGAGAGAGUAUUUUCAUUAAUGACAAUGUAAAAAUACAAAUUCCAGUAAUUUAGUUUUUUUUUGUUUAUAAAGAAUUUUAAUUUUUGAGUUGUGCUCUGUUGUUUUUAUUUACAUCUUCUGAUCUCUUGUGAUUAUGUUUAUUGUUAAGUGUCCCAAACCCAGUAUGUCUGAACCUUCUGGGCUUUGAAUUCUCUUCUAAAAAUUACAUUCCACAUUAGAGGGCAGCACUAAACUUUACUCAUACUCAUACUCAUCACUUGGUAAGAAAAGACGCAUUCUAUUAGAUGACAAGGGUUCCCGCAGCAGUGCUUUCUCUCUUCAUGUGUGCAGGGAUUAUUUCCUCAGCACUAUGUACAUAGACAAAUUGAGCUACUUUUUAGUUACGUUACCUCACUCAGAGGUCUAGAAUAUAUAUAAUCACACUAUUCUUAUAUUGCCAACUCACAGGAAAUGUCUACAGUUACCGUGAAACAGUUUGGAGCAUUUGACUAACCUUGUUCUUGGCUUGUCAUAACAUUACUAAGUUGAACAGGCUAAUGGAAGGCUUUUCCCCCCUGCGUUUUAUUCCCCCCCAACCCCCCCUUUGAACAACUUAAAAAUUAUUUGCAGGAAACCAGGGAGGGGGGGAUAACGCUGCAGUAAACUGUAGUGGUUGUGGUGUUUAGAGUGGCCCUGUAAAACCAGGAAUCUGUCUAUCAUGGAAAAUUUGGUUAAUUGAGUUUAAUGAAAUCUUCAAUGCCACAUUUAGCUAUUGCUCCUGUAUAGCAAUGUCCACACAUCUACAUGUUUCUCUUUCAUUAGGAAGUGCACAGGUGUCCCAAGCAAAGAAUUUGCCUAAUGCACCAAAGGCACUUAUUAUUGAACCAUCGCGAGAACUGGCAGAGCAAACACUGAACAAUGUCAAACAGUUUAAGAAAUAUGUGGACAAUCCCAAGUUGAGGUAACUGUUUUUAUUUAUUUUUUGUUUAUUUAAUAUGUUAAAUACAUAGAAUAGCAUUAUAGUAAAGAAUUUGUUUUUUGUCUUCAGGGAACUCCUGAUUAUUGGUGGAGUUGCAGCAAAGGAACAACUGUCUCUUCUCGAGAGCGGUGUAAGUUUUCAUGAAGAAUUACAAUUUUGGCAUCUACUAAUAUUAAUCUGUACAUACCUGCUCUUGAAGGGUGAAGUUUGGCAGUAUUCAUACCUGUGGCGUACAAUAUUGUAACAUUCAAGAAAGCACUCCCUUUAAAUAAAUCUCAUUUGCAUGAAAUGGCACACACCAUCAAAUUCAAAUAUGUUUGUAAGCAUUAUGGGACUUGCUUGACUUUCAUUUACCUCUACAAGCAGCUGUAUAUUUUUAAAGAAAACAUGCAAAACAAAGCGGGUCAGGGUCUGACCCUUUGCAAAUGAUGCUGAUUUUUGUAGUUAUUUUUUUAUGGGUGCUUGGUAUAUUUCCAGCUCCCUUCAAGCAUGCAACCAUAACCCGGAUCCUAAAGAAGUUCAAUCUAAAUUUCCUAUUUACCUAUUACCAUUUGCCCCCGAUGUCCUUGAGAGAGUUGCCUGAAACUAACUAAUUUUCUUGAAUCUAACUCUGUGUGACCCACUUCAGUCUGGAUUCCACACUCAUCGUUCUUUCGAAACCUACUUGGCCAAAGUAAACAAUAAAUUCUUUACUGCAAAAUCCAACGGUCACUACUCCCUUUAAAUAACUGUUAACAUAUUCUCCUUCCAUAAAAUUUUAUUGUAAACUCUGUUAGUAACCUACUUUUCCCAUACAUGAAAUAAAUCUUACCCCUGUCAUUUUACCCCACUUCUCGUUGAAUGUAAGCUUGUUUGACCAGGGCCAUCGGCACCUUCUGUUCCUGUACGUCCAACUUGUCUUGUUGCAACUACUUAUGUGUUAGUCUUCCUAAUUUGUUGGUGCGUUAUACAAAUAAUUAUAUGUGUACAUUUUAUAUGAUCUGCUUGUUGUUUAUAGGCGAAUUUGACCUAACGUUUAAGAUUCCCAUUUUGUUUUCCAACCCUGAAACUGUAUGUAUUCAUUUAUUUUUACAAUUUAAGCAAUUCCAGAGUGUGGCAUUUGUUUCUGUAAUUUCCUUAAAAUGUUAUUCGUUAUAUUUUGCAGGUGGAUAUAGUGGUGGGGACUCCCGGCAGAAUAGACGACCUUGUUUCAACAGGAAAACUUGUUCUGUCUCAAGUUAGAUUCCUGGUGCUGGAUGAAGCUGUAAGUUGAAAGGAUUUCUUUAGAAACAAAAAAGUGUUUAAUGGGCUUAAGGAAAACUUUUCUCAAAAUAACAAUAAAUGGAAUGAUUUGUACAAAAGGUAAUGCAGAAAAAGGAUAAAGUGACAAACGUUACAAAAGUAAUAGUGAAAAUGGCCAUAACAUUUGAUAAAUCCAUAAAAAAACAAGUUAUUCUAUUCUGUGACCCUUUGAUAAAUCUUCCCCUUUGUGAUAUUCCUUUAAAGCAUCAUCAUUCAGAUUCACUUUGUUACUGCUAGUGAUACCCAUUUGUACUUUUUGAUUGCAGGACGGCCUUCUUUCUCAAGGUUAUUUGGAUUUCAUCAACAGAAUUCAUGGGCAGAUUCCUCAGAUCACAUCAGAUGGAAAGAGGCUGCAGGUAAGUGCUUCAUGGUAUACAAUCCCCAGGUUAUAAUCUGCAAUCAUUGUUUAGUAGACAUUGUCUUUACCUAAUCCUUCUUUAUUAAACAUUCUGCUGUGUAUUAGUUGAAUGACUUUACGUCUUGGAAUCUGUUUUGUACACCAGGUGAUUGUAUGUUCAGCCACACUGCAUUCCUUCGAUGUAAAGAAACUGUCCGAGAAAAUCAUGCAUUUCCCUACCUGGGUGGAUCUUAAAGGAGAGGACUCUGUCCCUGAAACAGUGCAUCACGUCGUCCUCGUUGUCAACCCAAAGAAAGACAAACUGUGGGAACGACUGGGCAAGAGCCAUGUCCGGGUAAUUGCUUCAUCAUGUUCAUCAUCACUUAGUUCAAGUAUACAUAGAAAAUACUGUUUAUCAAUAUUACAUUUCCAAAGCUCUGCUAAUCUAAAUAUUGCCAUAACGUGUUGCACAAUAUAACAUCUACUCUUUGGUUUAGGUUGAUACCUGAACUAAUGGGAUAGUGAACGCCCCUCAAAAGUAGGGUUACUUACUAAACAAAAAAUUGUAAAAUCUGAAAUUAUCUUCUUAAUUCUUGAGCCUUUAGAAUUUAUUAAAUAAACCUGAAAAUUUUUAAAGUUUUAAGCAAUUCUAAAGUUUUUACUCCUGUUUUUGUUAAAGUAAUAGAUAUAAACUUGGCACAGUCUAUUCAUGUAUUCUGGUGCCAAUGACUGUACAUUUUCACAAAUUAAAAUCGUAUUUUCUCACAAUUUAGCCGCAGUUUAACAUCUUAGGAUGUGGGUUACCUGAAAACCCCCAAAUUGUCUUCCUAAAUAAUAUUCUAUUCUAGAACUUGUGUUCUUCUAUUCUUUUACCUUUUCCUGUGUCUUGCGUAGUUAUCUUUAGUUUUCAUGACUGGUGAUUUUUUUUGGCCUUUACAUAACAUUCUGUAAGACCGAGCUGUGCACGAUUGUCUGAAACCACGCUUUUUAGGAUUUGUAAAGAUUGUCAGAUUAAAGACGAUAAGACUUGUUCCUACAGUUUUUCUAGCAAGGUUUAUGUUUAAUCUGAUUUUCUUUCAAUAACUGCCAGAUUAUCUAGUGGCACACACACAAAUCCUCCAGGCUUUCUUGGUCAAGCAGCAUGAUAUCAAUUGGCACCAGUUUUAUCUUAUUUCCAGUUGUCCUUUUUAUUUUCCUCUUCUGCUUUGAGAUCUCUUUUGCUGUAGGAGCACCGGCACAUAAUUCUUUGCAGUAGAAAGAGAACCUGUAGUGAGGUAUGGCUUUCUCUGCCGUAAAAGAAUGUUGUACAGUAUUUUUUUUUUUUUAUGAUUACCACUACCACUGUCAUGUCUUUUUUCAAACAAUGAGGGAUUAAAUCCCUCUGAUUGCCUGCUACUGUCAGCUUGCCAAUCAGACUUACCUCUUUAACAGCAACAAAGCAGUUUAUGGUCCCAGUCUCUUGAUUUAAUUUGGCUUGACUUCACAUGUUUGACCUGAUUUUGAUGAUCAAAGGCAUCAGAGUCCUUUUCCAUGCUUAUAUUGACGUUUCUCUCCUUUGACCCAUAGUGCAUAUGUACUGAUGCCAACUUAAAGGGACACUAUAGUCACCAGAACAGCUACAGCUUGUUGAAUUUGUUCUGGUGAGUAGAAUCAUUACCUUCAGGCUUUUUGCUGUAAACAUUGUCUUUUCAGAGAAAAUGCAGUGUUUACAUUGCAGCCUAGUGAUAACUUCACUGGCCACUCCUCAGAUGGCUGUUGCUGGGUCAUGGCUGCCUAAAAUGCAUCUAAACAUUCAGUAUCUCCUCCCUCUGCAUGCAGACACUGAACUUUCCCGAUAGAGAUUUAUUGAUUCAAUUCAUCUCUAUGAGGAGAUGCUGAUCGGCCAGGACUGUGUUUGAAUCAUGCUGGCUCUGCCCUUGAUCUGCCUCUUUGUCAGUCUCAGCCAAUCCUAUGAGGAAGCAUUGUGAUUGGAUCAGGUUACUACUUCUGAUGAUGUCAGCAGACUGCUGUUUUGUUUUUUUAGGCAAACAGCAUGCAGAGUUACAGCUUCUGGCUUGAAUACAGUAAGAUUUUGCUAUAUUUAUGGAGGCCCAGGGUGGCUAGAUGGUGGUUUUAACAUUUAUAGGGUCAGGAAUACAUGUUUGUGUUCCUGACCCUAUAGUGAUCUUUUAAUAAAUGGCGUGUAAGUGGCGUGUAAGAGAACAUUGAUAGCUAGCACAUUGCUCUUACAAACGCUCUGUUUUGGCUCUUACUGUCUUUUAGUUCCUGGUAUUCACUUCCUGUGUUAUAGUAUACAUAAAUGCAGUUUAACUUGUUCCAAAGUUUCUAGAUCUUUGUGUUCUUAGACUACAUUUCCCAGCUACCAUCAACAAGUCCCAGCUGGCUACCAGUAGAACACAGCUGCAGCAUGUGGUGAAAUAUUGAUUUCUGUCUUACUUUGAGUCCUUCCCUUAUGCAUCAGUCUCAUAACAACUAUAUCAUUAGGUUUUUGCAACAGCAGGGAUGUUCUCUUUCUUGCUCUGAACCAGUUUUCUUUUUAUUUAUUUUUCCUUUUCUUUCUUCAUGCUCUGUAAUUUAAAAUAUACAUGUUUACAAAAAAAUUCUGCUAUUAGACACUGCAUUUGCCAAACUAUGUUUAUGUAUCAUUCCGUACAUUAUGCAUGGACAUGUAAUAUUGUUUUUCCUCUCCUUAGACUGACGGCGUUCAUGAUAAAGACAACACUAGACCUGGAGCAAAUUCUGCAGGUAAUUCUAAUGUUUGUCUUUAUAUUUAUAGAAAAAGUCUAUGGAUCCAACGGGCUUCAGAAAUCCUCACUGCAGUGAUUUUACUUUAAAAACGUUUUUUCAUUGCAAAAACAAAAACCAAACCUCUUAAUUUCAGAAAUGUGGUCCGAAGCAAUAAAAGUGCUAAAAGGCGAAUACACUAUCCGUGCGAUCAAGGAGCAUAACAUGGACCAGGCCAUCAUAUUCUGCCGCACCAAGCUGGACUGUGAUAACAUGGAGCAGUACUUCAUACAGCAGGGAGGAGGUAUGGAUUGAUGGCACAUCUUGCUCAAAAUUGCAUCAGAAACAUAAGUCAUUCCAAAUGUUUCCCAUGAUGCUUAGCCAACCUGGUUGUAGGUUGAGCAUCAUGGGAAAUGUAGUUCAGAAACCAAGAAGGUUAACUGUGAUUGCAUUACGGUGUGUGUGUGUGCCUGCAAGUGAUUUGUCUUGUGGCCCCCACCAGAUUUAAUAAGAAGGUCUUUCUCUAUUAUUAGGUCCUGAUAGGAAGGGACAUCAGUUUUCAUGCGUGUGCCUCCACAGUGACAGAAAACCUCAGGAAAGAAAGACAAACCUUGAACGAUUUAAGGUAAACAUCAGGCCAAGGUGCCAUGAACGUGAAUAUAUGCUGAUAAUAUCCCAUAAACCAUUAUUGCUUCACAGUUUGUAUAUAAUUAGAACAGUCACCUGUUGUUGAGCGUCGCUUCCAUUUGGUCUAAAAUUGAGAAUUUCUUAAAUUUCUGACCUUUCAGAUCUUUAAGAAGAAUUAAAUCCAGUCAUGAAUGAAACGUUUAAUCUUGGGGAAUUUAUAUAAGUUUGUUCAUGUAACCCUCUAAAUUCUAAAGUAAAAUGUGGUAGCAAGUGCCCAUUGCACAUAGUGUAUAGUGUACAAUUUGUGUUUAGCCCUUGGGGAUUCCCUGGGUACACACUGGUUGAUCCUAUGUUGAUACAUUUUUCUUUUGUUCAGCAAAUCAGUGAGGUGAAAGUUUUAGUGAUAACAUUAUGAGUUCUUUACGGUUUUGCUUGUGUUUCUUCCUGCUGGUGAAUAGAAAGCUGAAGUUCGAUUCCUGAUCUGCACAGAUGUGGCUGCCAGGGGUAUUGAUAUUCAUGGAGUCCCUUAUGGUAAGCUCUUCUAUUGCUUCUUAUUUUUAUUUUUUGUAUUACAUAUGUUCAGACAAAUUGUACAAAAUGUCUAAAUAAUCUAGCUGUAAAGACAUCACCCAAAAGACUGUUUGAAUAAACAAACCCAAAUAUGGAAUUAUGACAUUUACCAUUUAAUAUUGCUCUAGCAUUUAAUGACAAGAGAUCUAUGCUCUACUUGUGGUACAUAUGUCCCAUAGUGCAUUUCAGGCUGUGCCAGGGGCACCACUCUACUAUUUUAUUUUUGGAAAGUAUUAUGUGAAACAAAGUGCACGAGUUAGAAGAUUCUAUUAUCUUUCAGUCAGUUUAAUAUUGAUAAUUGGGGAUAAAAUGGAUCACAGGUGUUGGUAGUUUUCUAAGCUGAAAACCACAGGUUACAAAGUGAUUGACCACAAUUAACAUUGUCAUUAAUUGAUCUAUUAAUUUACCUGUGUGAAUCUAACCUGCUUUCACUUUUUGCCUUUUGAAGUUAUCAACGUUACACUCCCAGACGAAAAACAGAACUAUGUCCAUCGCAUUGGCAGAGUAGGGAGAGCUGAAAGGUAUAUCCCAAAUAAUAUAUUGUUCCUAAUUAAAUAGUUUUAUCCUCAAACCUCAAGUUCUUUUAAGUAACCCCUUUUUUUUCCCCCCCCACUCUAGAAUGGGCCUGGCUGUUUCACUGGUGGCAGCCGAGAAAGAGAAGGUAAUAAACACAUAUUUUCUUUAAAAUCAACUAUGUGUUAGUUUAAGUAAUAAUCAAGAAAGUGACACUUCAGGCGCCUGGUUUUCAGUACAUUAUAUGUACAUUACAUAUUUCAUUUUAAGUUUCUACCUUUUCUGCACAGUUUUUGGAUUUGCAGCUUCUACAGGGAGCUUCCACUACACAUGUAUUUAUGUUUAAUUUUCAUUGUAUUAAAAGAACACUCUAAGCACCACAAACUGCAGCUCAUUGUAGUAGUUACAGUGCAAGGUGUCUGUGGGUGCAGUUCUGUCAAGUUAUUUAUUUAUUUAUUUUUUCAAGAAAACAAAUUCCUGGAAUCUGUCUGGCUAUGCCAUUUAAUGUACUUCUUGAUUUUUUUUUUGUAUGAUCCAAUGAAUAGAAUACAUUUAUGGCAAUCUGCAGUAUUGGAUCAUUACCAAAUGAUGUGAGCAGAUUAGAGGCAGAAUACUUUGUUCUGUUUUCUGCCUCACUUGGUAUCAGAGGAAGGAGUAAGAACCUCUGAGAGAGAGAGAGAGAGAUUUUAUAUUCAUUGAUCCUUGGUUGUUGUAAAAUGCAGAGCUUUUUUUCUCUAUUGCAAAGGCAUUUCUGGCCCAAUAUUUAUACUGACUGACUCAGAGAGUGUUUCUUAUGUUUAAUAAAUUAAUUUAGGAUUGUCUAGUUGUCAACAUUUUUAUUGUAUUUUUUUUCUUGAGGUUUGGUAUCAUGUGUGCAGCAGCCGGGGGAAAGGCUGUUACAACACAAGGCUGAAAGAAGACGGAGGUUGUACUAUAUGGUACAAUGAGAUGCAGGUAAUGUUCUCCAUUUGAGUGCUAUAUUUUGAUGUUUGUGGCUUUUUAGCAUAUACACUCACUAGAACGGAGAGUUUGGUAUACUGUUGCUUUUAGCUUUGCUAAAUAUACAGUGUAAUAUGUACGGCUGAACAUUUAUUGAUUUAAAUAGGAACUGUCCCUUUACAGUUUUUUUUUUAUUAGUUGAACCCAAUAGCUAUCUAAAAGUUAGGUAUCGGUUGUGCUAUUUUUUUUUUAUUUUUUUUUUUGUAUUUUUCCUUUAAUUUUUUUGUUUUGUUUUGUUUUUUACUUCCAUAAUCUGCAAGCCAGGGCUGGGCAAAGCAUGUAGUUUAGUUAACUCUUGCUUGUAUUCUGUACAUGCUGCACUGCUUGAGAACAUUCUGAGCACACAUGCACACAGAAUUUCUCUUUUAGGUGCCUCAGCGCAUUGAAAGGUCAUGGGAUGCUGGAGAUGCCGCAACUUUGAAGUGCAAUGUGUUUGUUUUGUUUUUAAAAUGACUUCCAAUGCAUUAUUCACAACAGGACAGUAAAUGCUAAAAUGGCGUUUACUGUGGUGAAGGAAUGAGAAGUUGUCACGUCUUUUCUGGAAAUGACAGUUUAUCUAUAUCCUCAUUGUGUGAAAGUCUGGGAUAGAUAGCUCUCCAGUUGCAGUAGAGCUGCUUUCUCCUGAUGUGCAGCAAUCACUCUGAAAGAAAAUGAAUGUGUCUUUGUGGCUAACUGAGCAUCAAGUGAUGCUGUAGCUUAACAACUGUUGAAACCAAAAUUGCAGUUUGCCACAGUUACACAACUUCUGUUUUAUUUCUUUUUCAAAGUGCUGAUUUUAUAAAGGUUUUUAUAAAUAUUUAGUUUAACUUAAUCAUUUAAACUAAAUAUUUGUAAUUUAGUAUUUUAUUAGGUUUGCUUCUAGUGUAUUGAAUAGCCUCCUUUAUCGUAGCACUUGGUGGACAAUAACAUUUUAUCUGCACAUCAUGUUAACAAAUAUGCCAGCAAAUACACAGAUAAAAUAUAUAAUUAUUCAUUCAGACUGUAAUAACGUUACACCAGGUACAUGUAAUAAAACUGCCCCAAACCAAUCUAAAACCAACAACUAGUGACCAUCAUGUGAUUGGACUAUCUGCCUUCUUGUACCUUGUGCACAGGUCAAUGGCAUCAUUCCACAUUGCCCAGUAUUCUUACUGCAGCAGGACAGGCUGAGGGAAACUUGCUGUGACUCGAUCUAUUCCUUUUGGUCUCUGCAAUUAUUGUAGCUCAGCCUCCACAGCAUCUUAUUCUGUCUCCAUUCACCUCCUCAAAAUAGUAACUCUGGUCCCAUAACAUUGAAACUCUGCUGGCCUCCAGUUUCAAAACAUGGUAACUACUCUUCCCCAGCCUUACCCUCUCAGCUACUUACAUACAAUGGAAAAACCUUAUAAAAAGCAAAAUAGGAGAGUUCUAGCUGGAGGUGGAGCAGACAUACAGGCAGAGACAGGCAGGUGGAGCCCAUUAACUAGGGGCAUGGUCUUGAAAGGUGGGCAGACUGGGUUUACAAUGUUGUGCCGCAAGAUGGGAGCGAAUGAUGUGCCUGAGACAGGUUGGAAGCCAUUUUUCACAACAUUUUCAAAAUACUUGAUUUAGUUGAUCUAGGGGUAUUUCACAGUAUGUUUCAAAACUAAGGACAAUGAUUCCAUUUUGUAUAAAGUUAUUUUUUGGCUACAGUAAUCCGUUAAACCUUUGUGCUAUUGUUAUAAAUAAAUAAGGUACAGAGCUAUGCAAACUGAGUGAGAGGUGUCUAUCUCACUCUAAGAAUACAAUGCAGUUACAUUGUGGCAUAGUAUAAUAUGAAGUUGAACUGUGCUUGCCAUAGGCUAUACAAUUUACUUAGUUGGGUAGACACAUCCACUUAAAAAAGGGUACAUCUAUCCAUCUUGGGCUUCAUACACGAGUAUCUGCUAUCUUCAUCGGGAAUUCUCCUUUUUGUUUUUUUUUCCGUUUUUUUUAUAGUUGCUGUCUGAAAUAGAGGAGCACCUGACUUGCACCAUAUCCCAAGUGGAACCCGAUCUCAAAGUUCCUGUGGAUGAAUUUGAUGGAAAGGUUGUUUAUGGAAAGCGAAGGGCUGCAGGGGGUAAGAGUGAAUAAAGACCUAUUAAUUCUAAUGUUAUUUGUCUACUUUACUGUAUCUUUCUGUAGAAAGAGCUUGUAGCUAUUGGUUAAAGCGGCACUAUCACUGUCUGGAUACUUUGCAUAACUUACAAAGACGCCAGAGGUGCUGGGGUGCCAGUGGCUGUGGGGGCAGGCAAAAGUGAGUUUUACUUACCUGAACCUGUCCUCGCGGGCACAGCCAUCAUCUUCUGGCUGGUUCGCUUCUGCUCCUGGUGCUUCCACUUCUAGGAGUCUAUGUAACUGCUGUUCUCUCACAUGUGGAAGAUAAGUUCCAUCCAGUGUCAAGAAGCAUCAGGCAGUGGACAAAUACUGAAACAAUGUAGUCCCUCGGUGUAUUUAAAGAUUCUAUCAAUGAGUAGUCAGAGAGCAGGGGUGUGUUGUGGGUGUCUUGAAUCCAAACCUUCAGCUAAUUUUCCAAGAUCCUUUGUCCGCUAUAGUUAUAGAAAAUGGGCUGGUAAAUGAGAAUGGGAAUUUUUUUUUAUAUGUGAAGAGCUGUUCCUCACCUCAUCAGAUGCAACCCUACUACAUAAUAUAUAAAAAGUUGGUAAAUCUGACUUUCUGUUCGUUUGUUUCCUGUAUUUUUGUAGGUGGACUCUAUAAAGGUCAUGUGGAUAUUUUGGCACCCACUGUACAGGAGUUGGCAUCUUUGGAAAAAGAGGCUCAGACAUCAUUUCUGCAUUUAGGGUAUUUACCUAACCAGCUGUUCAGAACCUUCUAAAGCUAAUGUGAACUGCUAGAGAACCGCUCAGUAAUUAAGCCCUAAUCUCUGAAAGAAUGUACCAACUGAAACCCAGGCCAUAGAUCAAGAACAUCUAACCGUUCCUUGUCCAGACAGAGGAGAAAGUUUCCUAGAAUCCUCUGCCAGCAGUAGGAUGAUCAAAGUCUGACAUCCGUGUUCUAGAAUAAUAAUUUCAUAAAUAGGUACUUUAAAAGUGUGCCCAUCAAUUCAUUUGUUCAUUAUUUAAACUGCUAAAUGUAGUAAAUACAUAGUUAUAAACCAACAAGGUAUACUUUCUUUUUCUCCUGUUUGAUUUCUGCAUGAUAUGAAUACAACAAUAAAUGAAUGGAGCAAAAGUGUUAUUUUAUGGAUUUAAUUAUUUUGAAUGCUAUUUGUUUUCAGUAAAGUUUUG
Molecule: messenger RNA, 24886 nt
Organism: Pelobates cultripes (western spadefoot toad)
Lineage: Eukaryota; Metazoa; Chordata; Amphibia; Anura; Pelobatidae
Source: the annotation of a GenBank genome assembly